Messenger RNA from Alexandromys fortis (reed vole), 4608 nucleotides. RefSeq names its product oxysterol binding protein like 8 (gene Osbpl8). The transcript is spliced from 25 exons. Gene Ontology annotation, molecular function: cholesterol binding. The record is from RefSeq and is a predicted model, not a curated record. NCBI's taxonomy places the organism in Eukaryota, Metazoa, Chordata, Mammalia, Rodentia, Cricetidae. The coding region runs from base 464 to 3172 and encodes 902 amino acids. Gene Ontology annotation, cellular component: membrane; cytosol; intracellular membrane-bounded organelle.
GGCGGCUCGUGGCGGCCAGCGAGGCGGCGUCAAGGCGGAUGACAGCAUUCGGCUGCGACGCGCUCCCAGCUGGGCGGCGGUGGUAGCGGCAGCGGCAGCCCGAGCGGCAGAGGCGUUCGACUUGGCCGCUGCCGAGAGCCGCCGGCGGUAGGGGAGGAAACGGGGGGCCCGCCCUGGCCCGCGGGGCCGAGGGACCCGAGUUCCCGCGCCGCUCGGGGCCGAGCCCCCGCCGCAGCUAGACUGCGCCCUCCGCCGGGGCUGGCUCGCAGUUGCCGCCGGCCGCCGCCACCGAGAGAAGUUGGGGGGUCCCACCGGACACUAGGACCCCGGGCUCGGGGGUCACCGUGAUCCCGCGGAAGCCUGCUCCCGGCGAGCCGCCUCCUCAGGGGCUCCGCAUCGGGUUUCCAGACUUGUAGAAUGGCUAAACAUUAAUGGAAAGAGAAGCAUAAAUCUAUCUUCCAUUAUGGAGGCAGGUUUAGCCGAUGGAGAACCUGACAGGACUUCGAUCAUGUCAUAUUCAGAAGUUGCUGCAGUUGAAGAGACACUUCUUGGUGAUAGCAAAGAUGUCCUUGGGCCAUCAACUGUUGUAGCAAACAGUGAGGAACCUCAGCUUUUGACCCCAGGAAAGAUGAGUCAGCGCCAAGGGAAAGAGGCUUACCCAACACCAACUAAAGAUCUGCACCAGCCCUCUCUCAGUCCCGCAAGUCCUCACAGCCAGGGUUUUGAAAGAGGAAAAGAAGAUAUUUCUCAAAAUAAAGAUGAUUCUUCACUUUCAAUGUCAAAGAGCAAGUCUGAAUCUAAACUUUACAAUGGCUCAGAAAAGGACAGUUCCAGUUCGAGUAAACUCACCAAGAAGGAGUCUCUCAAGGUACAAAAGAAAAAUUACCGUGAAGAGAAGAAGAGAGCCACGAAGGAGUUGCUCAGCACCAUCACAGACCCUUCUGUCAUUGUCAUGGCCGACUGGCUGAAGAUUCGUGGUACCCUAAAGAGCUGGACCAAGUUAUGGUGUGUGUUGAAACCUGGGGUGCUUCUGAUCUAUAAAACACAGAAAAAUGGCCAGUGGGUUGGAACAGUCCUUCUGAAUGCUUGUGAGAUUAUUGAACGUCCAUCAAAAAAGGAUGGCUUCUGUUUCAAGCUAUUCCAUCCUCUGGAGCAGUCUAUUUGGGCAGUGAAGGGUCCAAAGGGUGAAGCAGUUGGAUCCAUAACUCAACCCUUACCCAGCAGUUACUUGAUUAUUCGAGCGACCUCAGAGUCAGAUGGAAGGUGCUGGAUGGAUGCCCUGGAGUUGGCUUUGAAAUGUUCUAGUCUUCUUAAACGCACAAUGAUCAGGGAAGGAAAGGAGCAUGACCUGAGCAUUUCAUCAGAUAACACACAUGUGACCCUGUACGGUUUACUGCGUGCGAACAAUCUCCACAGUGGCGACAACUUCCAGUUGAAUGAUAGUGAAAUUGAAAGGCAGCACUUUAAGGACCAAGACAUGUAUUCUGAUAAGUCCGACAAAGAAAAUGACCAAGAGCAUGAUGAAUCUGACAAUGAGGUGAUGGGGAAAAGUGAGGAAAGUGACACAGACACAUCAGAAAGGCAAGAUGACUCUUACAUUGAACCUGAGCCCGUUGAGCCUUUGAAGGAGACCACCUACAUGGAGCAGAGCCAUGAAGAGCUCGGCGAGGCAGGUGAGGCUUCUCAAACGGAAACUGUCUCUGAAGAAAACAAAAGCCUUAUCUGGACUCUGCUCAAACAAGUUCGUCCUGGCAUGGACCUGUCCAGGGUUGUUCUUCCUACGUUUAUUCUGGAGCCCCGGUCUUUCCUGGAUAAACUUUCAGAUUACUACUAUCAUGCAGAUUUCCUGUCUGAGGCUGCUCUCGAAGAAAAUCCGUAUUUCCGUUUGAAGAAAGUUGUAAAAUGGUAUUUGUCAGGGUUCUAUAAAAAGCCAAAGGGACUGAAGAAACCAUAUAAUCCUAUCCUUGGUGAGACUUUCCGUUGUUUAUGGAUUCAUCCCAGAACAAACAGCAAAACGUUCUAUAUUGCUGAGCAGGUGUCCCAUCACCCACCAAUAUCUGCCUUCUAUGUUAGUAACCGAAAAGAUGGAUUUUGCCUUAGUGGUAGCAUCCUGGCUAAGUCCAAGUUUUAUGGAAACUCACUGUCCGCGAUAUUAGAGGGAGAAGCACGGUUAACUUUCUUGAACAGAGGUGAAGAUUAUGUAAUGACAAUGCCGUAUGCUCAUUGUAAAGGAAUUCUUUAUGGUACAAUGACAUUGGAGCUUGGUGGGACUGUCAAUAUUACCUGCCAAAAGACUGGAUACAGUGCAGUACUUGAAUUUAAGCUAAAGCCAUUUCUAGGAAGUAGUGAUUAUGUUAAUCAAAUAUCAGGGAAACUUAAAUUGGGAAAAGAAGUCCUAGCUACUUUGGAAGGCCAUUGGGAUAGUGAAGUUUUCAUUAAUGACAAAAAGACUGAUAACUCAGAGAUUUUCUGGAAUCCAACACCUGACAUUAAACAGUGGAGAUUAAUAAGGCACACUGUGAAAUUUGAAGAACAGGAUGAUUUUGAAUCAGAGAAACUGUGGCAGCGAGUAACAAGAGCUAUAAAUGCCAAAGACCAAACAGAAGCUACUCAAGAAAAGUAUGUUUUAGAAGAAGCUCAAAGACAAGCUGCCAGAGAUCGGAAAACAAAAAAUGAAGAGUGGGCUUGUAAGUUAUUUGAACUUGAUCCACUGACAGGAGAAUGGCAUUAUAAGUUUUCAGAUACCCGACCAUGGGACCCACUUAAUGAUAUGAUACAAUUUGAAAAAGAUGGUGUUAUCCAGACCAAAGUGAAACAUCGCACUCCAAUGGUUAGUGUUCCAAAAAUGAAGCAUAAACCAACAAGACAACAGAAGAAGGUGGCAAAGGGCUAUUCCUCCCCAGAGCCCGACAUCCAGGACUCAUCUGGAAGUGAAGCUCAAUCUGUAAAGCCGAGUGCACGAAGAAAGAAGGGAAUAGACCUGGGAGACAUUCAGAGUUCCAUUGAGUCUAUAAAACAAACACAGGAAGAAAUUAAAAGAAAUAUUAUGGCUCUUCGAAAUCACUUACUUUCAAGUGCACCUGCUACGGAUUAUUUUCUGCAACAGAAAGACUACUUCGUCAUUUUCCUUCUGAUUUUGCUUCAAGUAAUAAUAAACUUUAUGUUUAAAUAGAAGUUCUCAACAGUUGACUCCGUGAACUGGAAAGAUGAGCCCGGGACCAGUUCCGAUUGGUUUGCUCUUCAGUAAAGCACCACCACAUUUGUAAGCCAGACGGACAACUAGGAUGUAGAAGUGUCUGCCUCCUGUUCACGUCUUUUAUCCUUCACCCAAAACAAGAGCUGUUCUAUUUGAUCAUUAAAAUUGGCUUUGUGUUAAGUGCCAGAACACUUUUGUGAGACUGUGCCUACAUGUGCGUAUAAGCCCACAUGUGUACACAAGAACUCUUCCCUGACAGUAGUGUCUGUGCUCUGCAGUAUGUUAUGACAUACUCUGAUACCAUUGUUCAUGACAAAAUGCCAUCAUCUUAUAAAUAUGUAUAGUCAACUGUUUUCUUCAGGAGACUGGCAUACAACUUUAAUUAAGGAAUUACAGUGGGAAAUGAUAGAUAUAUAAUAGACAUACUAUGACUAAUUCAGUACAUUAUACUGUUAAAACCAUCUCCAAGGUAUCUAGCUCAGUUGUCUUAGAAACACCAAGAAAAGUGUGAGUGGUAAGAAUUAAUAUAUCGUGAGAAACAAGUAGAAUGUUUUAAAGAGUUUACACAAGAUUUUCUAACCCCUAGAACUUAAUGUUGCAGAUAUAGGUGUAUCGUACUUAUAUAUAUACACACACAUACAUAUAUAUAUCAAUAUUAAAGAUUGAUAUGUAGCUACAUGGAUCUGUAUGUUACAAUCCCACCUUGAGCACUGGCUGACAAGUGGUCAAGUUUAUUUGCCAUCCUUUCCUGGUUUUAAGUCAGCUGGCCUAGGAUGUCUUCCAGACAUUAGUGUUUGUAGGGUAUGUGAAAUCCUGAUAACUUAGCAUUUUCUUUAUGAAAAACAUUUUGGCAUUCAUUUCGACACUAGAGUGCUCAAUGAGAAAAUAGAAGAAAAAAAAUUCUGAUAUUUUACUUCUGAAGCCAAAAAAAAAAAAAAAGGCAGUAAGAAAAGACACUGCAGUGGCCUUUAUUUUAAAAACAUUAAAAUCAAUUAGCUUACAUGUGCAAUAAGUUGAGCAUUUGAGAAUAUCAAGUUAUGAAGUUUAUCAUCUCCUAUCAUCGUCCCGUGGCAAGCUAGUUCUGUACGAGUCCUUUUGUUCCUGCUCAGACAAGUUUGUUCCUAAAGGUUUUUGCCUGUUUCUUCAGUUCAAUAUUUUGACUUUUUAUUAUUGUCAAAAACAGUUCUUUAAAAGGUAAUUAAGUUUUGGAACAUGUCAUGAAAUUUAGAUUUCUCCAAACUACAGAUUUCAGAAAGGUUUAUACAGUGAGAAACUGAGAGCGAGCUGUUGGCAUGGCUCCACCUGCCGUCAGCUAAGGAGAGGCUGAGGUGCAGUCAGCUCUGUGUAAUGGAUACACAGCCAGAGAUGGCCGCCACAGUGCUGAGACCACAGGGAGCUACCUUCAGUACCAG